AAUUAGCUGUUGUUUCGCUGCAGUCGACGCCCGAACCUGAAAUUGAAAUCAUUAUUACGUAGUCGAUUUGUUUCGUCUUUAUAUGCAGCAAUGCUAUGAGAUUCUUUUUUACAUGGCGUAUAGUAGUCGCACAUAGUGAAUUGUUCAUUAAUUAAUACAUUGAAAAUGGCGGAUCCAGCGUCGAAUACAGACUUGGAAGAUGGAGAAAUCGAGAGUGAUGGAGAAGCAACUGAAAAUCUGCAAGAAGAAAAGAAAGACGUCGGUGUUCCGGCUAAAGAUGAAGAGGUACCCGUAAGCGACAACAAUUCACAAAACUUCUAUUAUUCCAAAUCAGGUAAGAAGAAAAAAUCUAAGUCUAACAAAGGUGAGCAAAAGUACAGGGAGAAAAGUAAAAAAUCGCGGAAAAAUGCUAAUCCUUUAGAAGAAGAUUUUGCUGGCAAUAUUGAAAAAGCAAUAAGAAAAGCUAUGAACAGAAAUGAGGACAACGAUGGUCAUGUUGAAACUGAUGUGGACGAACGGCGGAAGCAUAAGAGAAGAAAAAAAUACGAAAACAAAGAUGGUCCUAGUAAAAAACGUAAAAAGCAAGAUUACUCCGAUGAAGUGGAUGAAAGCGAGAUGAUGUGUGUUCGAGGUGCGUCGCCUGUACAUAAUCAAUCACAAAAUGAUGACUUCCAAGAAGACGAGCAAGAAGAAUCUUAUGAAUCUGAUAGUAGUCAAGAUUCGAGGGAUAACCAUCGCAGGCACCGAAAUCAGCAGAGAGAAAGAAAUAAAAACAAAAGUGAUCGACGCAGAGGGAACCAUAACAUGCAAGAUUCCGAAGGUGUGUGCUUAUAUUUUAUGCAAGGCAAGUGUCACAAAGGUGAUGACUGUAUUUACUCGCACGACGCCCACCCACCUCGUAAAAUGGAGCUAUGUAAGUUUUAUUUAAUGGACUGUUGUGCAAAAAGAGAUAAAUGUUUGUACAUGCAUGCAGAUUUUCCUUGCAAAUAUUAUCAUACCGGUCUUCCAUGCGUAUAUAAUGAUGAUUGUAAAUUUGCCCACGGCAAACCGCUUAAUGAAAAUCUAAAAAAUAUUAUACUUAAACAUAUCGAAUCAGCACCUAAAGAAAUUUUAGGUGACUUUCCUAGGUUAAACCGCGAAGAUGCUAUAAAAAUGAUACAAACCACUCAACUCCAACUAAAACAGCAGUAUCCGGAGGAAUCAGAUAAUCAAGAAAAAUCUAUACCAUCAUUGUUUGAAAUUAACGUUCCUCAUCCUCAGAAUAACGCAGAAAUGAUAAAUAAUUUUAAUAUGAAUAAUGAUAGAUCAAAUAAAAUAUCACCAAAAGUCCGACAAUCAAGAUGGCAAAAUGAUCAAACUUCUAACGCAAAUUUAUCACCAAGCUAUAGUCAUUCCUCGAGUGUUUUAAGUAUAAAAAAUUUAACUGGAGUUCUAACACCUAGACAAAUCUUAGAUCUCAAAAAAUUAGGUAUUGAUAACUUGGAUCAACUAGGUCAACUAACAGUAUUACAAUUAAAUGGUAUUGGAAUAUCCCUUAAACAAAUAACUGAUAUACAAUUAAAUACAAUGAGUAUUCAGAAACUCGGUUUAAUUAAUAGUUCUGAACAACAAAUGCCGCUAAUUCCAACCGGAACUGGUAGUAAAGAUCUAGACCUACGCGUACCGCCAGUAAAUAUUACAAAUAAUGUAGCAAUAUCGACUGGUUUUCCAGGUCAAGAUAUUGAUAUGCGUUUUCAGUCUUCCGUAUCUGCAACAAUACAUGAAGAUUCUUUAACAAAUAGCACCCCAAAACAAGAUAGUCAGCCUCCAAAAGAUACAAUUGAUAUUGACCAAUAUACUAAAGAUGCAUUAAAGUUUGCAUCAAAAGAUAAAGAGAACAUUGACAUUUCUAAUGAUACAUUUGAAGCCGAAAAAUCGAUUACCCAAACUGAAACAAAAGAUGUCGAUCACCGAGUGCUUCCUUAUACUGACGCUGAAACAAAAUUUACCACAUCAAGUAUAAAUGAGAACGCAGUUCGGCUAGACGGCGAUACAGACAUAAGAUUCCUUCAACCAGAUCCAAUAUUUAAAAAUCCAGCUAGAAGAAAUCGGCGUUCUACGACAGACGAUGACGAGGAAAACAAUUUGCUUAUUGAUGAGAAGUGGUAUUCCAGCGAUGAAGAAAAGGGUUCAAGAAAGAAGUCCCCAAAUUCUACGCCGCAAAAGGGAUUCAUGUCUCCGCCGGCGACACCGGCACCGCAUGUCAUAGAGCCUUCAUCCGUCCUAAGUAGGAUAGGAGACUUAUCGAAAAUUGAUAUAAGUGAGGAAGUAACGAAAUUGCUGAAUACCAUGAAGAAUAACAUGCAUGAAAAUACAUCGCAAAAUAAUCAAACCGAGUCGGUCAGUGUAUCACGGGAUCCGAGAUCGAAGCGAUCGCCAGAUAAAACUGCGGAGACGCCGAAAUUAGUUCCUCAGAAAAAGCAAUCUAGAAUAUCUAUUUACGAUUGCGUUGUUGGGGAACCGACGGAUGGCCGUAGAAGGAGUGACGUAGAUCUUAGACAAUCUGAAUUUAAACCCACUUUUGGUGACACGGACUUGAGACAGAGCGCGGGCGGAGAUAUCGAUCUGCGAUUAAGCUUACCCUUUAAAGCGAUACCUAAUUACACACCAGCCUCUGAAAUAAACGGCUCCAUAAACAAUCAUCCCCCUAUACAAUACAAAUUAGUCUCCAUCUUUAUACCUAGACCUGAUUAUACAGAUAUUAAAAAUAGUACCGCAAAAUCGCAGGCUUUAGUCGAUCCGCGGUUAAGAAAAGUAUUUAGAUUAUCUACAGAGGAAUUUCACAGCGAUAGUGAAAAGCCUACAACUAAAACGGCACCUGUCAGUUCGGGUCCGCGUGUUGAUCCGCGAAGGAAGCCUAAAGAACCAGUCGAGAGCGUUAACGUCGAACCGAAACCCAACGCGUUGGACUUACAAGCGAUAUUACAGAAUUCAAAUUGGUACAAAGAUUUGAGUUCUACGCAAAAGAUUUUUGUGAAUCAAAAUUUAGCACCUGUAACGCAACAGAUCAAGCACUUUCACCAGGAUAAGACGCCCGGAAAGCAAUUUGACCUCGCCGCGAUACAAAGCAGUUCUAUUCUAUGCGGUAUAUUUACGAAUUUGGGUAUCACGCUUGGAGAAAACGCGGAAUUCUCUUUAUUGCCAAAACCAAAAGAAGCUUUACUGAAAACUCCAAUAAACUUUAAUCCAAAUCCCAUCCCAUUCGGAGGGAAUAAUAUGAACCCAUCUGGAGGGAUGGAGCCCGGUAUGAACAUGAUGAACGGCCCGCCAAUGGGAAUGGGCGGCGGUAUGAACAACAUGAACGUGGGACACAUGCACGGCUUCAAUCAGUCCAUGUCGGGAAACGGGCCCACUCCGGGCCUCUUAGGUAUCGCUCCUAACAUUCCACACAACUUCAAUAAUAAUAAAUUCGGUCCUCCGAACAACUUCGGCAAUAUGGGGUACAACGGACCGGGCAAUAAUGACUUUAAUUAUAUGGAGGAACAGAAUUUCCAGAGGUUUCCUCACCGAGGCGGUCAUCGCGGCCGCGGCAACGACAGGUGGAAUCGCGGCGGGUCAAAUCGAGGUCAAAGAGAUCGGAAAAACUUCAACGAUCGCGGUAAUUGGAAGAAUAAGUAACUUUAUGACUCUAUAUAAUUGUAAAUAUAAUUUAAAAGAAAUUAGCUUGUAGAUUUUCUUCCACAUCAAUAAUAUUACUAAAUGUGAUCAAAGUGAUACAUUUAAUUAUAGGAUUUUAGACUCACCUGGGUAGUCUUUUUAUAAUUGAUGAUGAAUUUUAUACAAUAUUAUUGAAAUAAUAUUUAUUAAGGAUUCGGUAUUUUUUUUAUGUACAAGUGAAGUGUAAAUAUUUUUUACAAUAAUAAGGAACAAGCAGAAGACGGUUAAAUUUAAGUUAUUAAUGUUCAAGGUUAAGUUGAUUAAGUACUCAUUAUGCGAGCCAAAUGUUUUAAGACUGAGCGCGGGUUUAUAAUUGAGUUUAAGUUAUUAUAAGUACUAUGUUAAGUCAGCAUCCCACAGCAAUCGAACACAGGUGAUUAGAAUUAGCUAAUUCGGUAAUGUAUUUUAUUGUAUGUGAUUCAAAGCAAUAUCUAUAGGAAAAUCGUAUUCUGAUAACAAAACAUAGGUGAAUAGUCUGAAAUCAAUAGUUGUAAUAUUGUAAGGUACGAAGCAUAUUUAGUUUUGUGGAACUUGUAAAAAUGAAAGUCCAUUGAAUUUUAAAUAAAUUAUUUAUAUAUU
Pieris brassicae (large cabbage white) is the source of this 4275-nucleotide messenger RNA. RefSeq names its product protein suppressor of sable (gene su(sable)). Gene Ontology annotation, cellular component: nucleus. Lineage: Eukaryota; Metazoa; Arthropoda; Insecta; Lepidoptera; Pieridae. The record is from RefSeq and is a predicted model, not a curated record. Gene Ontology annotation, biological process: negative regulation of DNA-templated transcription. Gene Ontology annotation, molecular function: RNA binding; metal ion binding. The coding region runs from base 166 to 3657 and encodes 1163 amino acids. The transcript has 2 exons.